AUGUCGCAGCUAAGUACGAACCUGGGUGAUUCCAGCCCUCCGGAGUCCCCAGUGCCUCCAGCCCAUAGCCGCCCUACAGUACUGAUGCGGGCUCCGCCUGCUUCCUCCCGGGCUCCUCCAGUCCCUUGGGAUCCACCUCCAGUGGACUUGCAGGCUCCCCUGGCUUCUUGGCAGGCUCCUCAGGCUGCCUGGGAGGCUCCAGAGGGCCAGUUGCCUGCCCCAGUGGCUCAGCUGGCCCAGCCUCCUGCCCUAGGGGCCCCAAUGGUCCAGGCUCCCCCUCUGGGGGGGGCGAUGGCCAAGCCUCCAACUCCUGGAGUCUUGAUGGUCCAUCAGCCCCCUCCGGGAGCCCCAAUGGCCCAGCCAUCAACUCCAGGAGUCCUGAUGCUUCAUCCUUCUGUCCCGGGGGCCCCUUUGGCUCAUCCUCCUCCCCCAGGAAGCCAAAUGACACACCCUCCUCCUCCUCCUCCUUCUGGGACCCCGAUGGCACACCCUCUUCCUGGGACCCCAAUGGCCCACCCUCCUCCUCCUCCUCCUCCUCCUCCUCCUCCUCCUCCUCCUCCUCCCCCUCCUCCUCCACCUCCACCACCUCCUCCUCCUGGGACCCCUAUGGCCCACCCUCCUCCUCCUGGGACCCCUAUGGCCCAUCCUCUUCCACCUGGGAACCCGAUAGUGCAUCCUCUGCCUCCUGGAACCCCGAUGGUCCAUCCUCCCCCACCUGGAACUUCAAUGCCGCAUGCUCCAAUUCCGGGGACACCGAUAGCCCAGCAACCAACUCCAGGAGUCCUGAUGACCCAGCAGCUGACACCGGGAGUCCUGAUGGUCCAGCCUCCUGCUCCAGGAGCUCCGAUGGUCCAGCCUGCUCCACCAGCUGCCUUGAUGACCCAGCCUUCACCUUCGAUAACUACGAUGGCCAAGCCUCCAGGUCCUGGUGUCGUGAUGAUCCAUUCUCCAGGUGCCAGAGCUCCAGUCAUUCAGCCUCCAGUGUCAGGAGCACCGAUGGCACAGCCAGUGUUGCCCCCAGGGCAGCCUCUGACUUCGUGGGCCCCACAGGGUCAGCCUCUGAUCCUGCAAAUCCAGUCUCAAGUCAUAAGGGCUCCUCAACAGGUUCCCCCUGCCCCAUCAACCCCACAGGUGCAACUGGGUACAGGCCCUAGCUGGCAAGCCACCACACCCAACUGGCAGGUGACGCCCCAGGGUUGGCAGGGGACGCCCUUGAACUGGCAGGGCACGCAGGUCUCUUUGCAGGCCCCCACAAUAGCCUGGCAGGCCCCUCCUAUGCGCCAAGGGUUCCCACCUAUUCGUCCUGGUCCCGCACCCAUUCGACCUGGAGCGCCUGCAAUACUCCGCCAGAUGCCACCUGUGAUUCGUCAGGCCCCAUCACUGAUGCGGCAAAUCCCACCAUUGAUCCGCCAGGCCCCUCUACCUAUCAGACAAGCUACACAUGGCAUAGCAAGCCAGACUCAUCUGUGGCAAGUCCUGCCACCCCCGCCUCCACUGCGCCAGGCUCCACAUACUCGUCUGCUGAUCCCCAGGAUGCCAGGGACACCUCAUGUGCCUACAGCACCACAAGUUACUCAGAUACAUUUGGUGCCACAGGCAGGCCUACAGGUGCCCCAGACAUUGUUCCCAGCAUCACUGUCUAUCACAAUUCCUGUGCCCCAGAUUGCCCCUCAGUCUGGUCCCCGAGGUAUGCAUUGCCCAACCAUCAUCUGGCAGGCCCCCAGAGGCCAGCCCCCGGCGCCACAGGAGCUCCAGGUGCCACAGGAGGUCCCGGUGCCACAGGAGGUCCCGGCGCCACAGGAGGUCCCGGUGCCAGAGGAGGACCCGGUGCCAGAGGAGGACCCGGUGCCAGAGGAGGUCCCGGUGCCAGAGGAGGUCCCGGUGCCACAGCAGCUCCAGGUACCACAGGAGGUCCAGGUGCCACAGGAGCUCCCGGUGCCACAGGAGGUCCCAGUGCCACAGGAGCUCCCGGAGCCACAGGAGCUCCCAGUGUCACUGGAGUUCCAGGAGGUACAGCAGGCCCGGGCAAGGGGCUGGCAGGCACCCAAGGCACCCACUCACUUCUGGCAGCCUGCGCCUGCCCAGGAGACCCAGGAGCAGGCCACUCAGCUCACCCAUGUGGAGCAGCAGCAGCCCUUUCGGGGAGUUCCAGCCUCCCACAGAAGCCGGCAAACUCGGAGGCAUACCCACCAGGCCCAAGCCACAGGCCUGCAGGCAGAACUGCCCUCAAUACAACCGCAGCCUUCUUGGCAAGGCCCACCCCCAACAGCGCAGGCACAGCCCGGAGCCUCGAGAGCACCAACAAAUUUUCCCAGGGGCCCCACUAGGUCACACAUGACUCCGUCAGGAGAACCUGGCCCCUCUUCUCUAGAACCUAGGGGCCCUCCUAGAGAUCGUAGGUCCUCUGCAAGGGACAGAAAGGGCCCUCCAAAAGAUCGCAUGAUCAUUGGUGCCACGUUCUGUGCUCCAAGGGCAGCAUCAGCAUCCAGGGCUUACCUGCCAACUGCUUGGAGAAACUUGCCUGCCACAUCAGAGAACUUAGCUGCCACUUCAAGGGUCUUUCCACCUACCUCUCAUUUUCAGGCUGCCUCUUCUAAUGCCUUUAGAGGUCCAUCAGCCACCUCAGAGAGCCCAAAGUCACUGCCAUUUGCUCUGCAGGAUCCUUAUGCCUGUGUAGAGGCCCUGCCUGCAGUUCCCUGGGUUCCAUUUCCUGAGGUGAAUGCCUCCUCAGCAUGUAAGGCAGUGCCUGCCAUCCUGAUGGUGACAGCAGCUGCCCCCCAGGCAAGUGCCACUAUUCCAGAGGCCUCCAAGUCUGCAGAGCCACCACGGCGCUCUGGCAAAGCCACCAAGAAGAAGAAGCAUCUGGAGCCCAAAGAGGAGGAUUGUGGCCAUAGGAUGACCUCACGCGACUGGCGGGGGCCCCGACCCUGUGAGAGUACCAGGCAGAAUGACUGGGAGAUCCAAAGGGCAAUGCAGCUUCUGGGGGACCGAGACUCCUUCUACACUCCCCAGGGUAUGAAUGGCUUGGGAUGCCCCAAUACCUCUAGGAUUCCAGGGGGGGGCAUUGAUGGCCCCAGCACUUCACAAGAUCAGAGGUUCUGUGGUGGAUCAGGGGGGUCUCAGCCAUGGGCAGUCUCUGAGGUUCCAAGUGUCUCUCGGGGGUCCAGUGCUGCUCAGGGGGUCCCUAAUGGGGAGAGUCAGCCAUUGUCUCCCUUAGAUGAGAGGGCAGAUGCUUUGGUGCAGUUUCUCUUGGCCAAGGACCAAGCCAAGGUGCCCAUCCAGCUCUCAGAGAUGGUAAGUGUAGCCAUCCGAGAAUAUAAAGAUGAGAGCUUAGACAUCAUCAGACGGGCCAAUGCUAAGCUAGAGUGCACCUUUGGGUGUCAGCUGAAGGAAGUGGACACCAAAACCCACUCCUACAUCAUUGUCAGGAAGACAGGGUACCCUCAGUGCAGUCUGCCACCGUUCUAUUUAGACAGGCCAAAGUUCAACCUCCUGGUGGUAGUCCUGAGCCUUAUCUUUAUGAAAGGCUACAGUAUCAGAGAGAACCUACUCUUUAAUUUUCUAUUCCAGUUAGGACUGGAUGUCCACGAGACAAGUGGUCUCUUCAGGAGCACGAAGAAGCUCAUCACCCGUGUGUUUGAGGAACACAGGUACCUAGACUACAGGCGAGUCCCGUUCAUGGAGGCAGCAGAACACGAGCUUCUCUGGGGGCCGCGCGCAUUCCUCGAGACCAACCAGGUGCACAUCUUGAGAUUGUUGGCCGCACUCUGCGCGAACCAGGCCCAGACUUGGACAUCCCAGUACCUUGAGUUACUGUCGGCGUUGGAAUACAAGGACACAAACGAGACAUCCCAUGACAGUGACAAUGACACCCAUGACCCCACCAGCAGUCCCCAUCCUUAUUAA
This is a messenger RNA of Peromyscus eremicus (cactus mouse), 3906 nucleotides long. RefSeq names its product MAGE family member L2 (gene Magel2). The record is from RefSeq and is a predicted model, not a curated record. Lineage: Eukaryota; Metazoa; Chordata; Mammalia; Rodentia; Cricetidae. Gene Ontology annotation, cellular component: nucleus. Gene Ontology annotation, biological process: negative regulation of transcription by RNA polymerase II.